Amaranthus tricolor (Joseph's coat) is the source of this 1017-nucleotide messenger RNA. RefSeq names its product ubiquitin-conjugating enzyme E2 28. Gene Ontology annotation, molecular function: ubiquitin conjugating enzyme activity. Gene Ontology annotation, cellular component: nucleus. Bases 345 to 791 code for a protein of 148 amino acids. The transcript has 5 exons. Gene Ontology annotation, biological process: protein polyubiquitination. The record is from RefSeq and is a predicted model, not a curated record. NCBI's taxonomy places the organism in Eukaryota, Viridiplantae, Streptophyta, Magnoliopsida, Caryophyllales, Amaranthaceae.
AGGAAAUGCACAGGAAUCAUACAAGAUAAAGAAACUUAGAAAAAGCCACAACCACAAGUGCACGCCCUACAGGCUACAGCUGCAGUUUACGCUACCCCUAAUUUUUUUUUUUAAUCUAUAAAAAAUCGAUAGGAGAGAGUAAGAAAACGAAUCCCCUCAAUUUAAAGCAAUUCCUGUCUCAUCUUUCUUUUUCCUUUCUCUCCUCCGGUGAUUGAUCGAAAACCCUUUCUCUUCCUUCUUCCCUUCGCAAAAUCUCGCAAUCUAGUGUUCGUAAUUUUGCGCGUUUUCAAGUGAGAGAAAGAGUAAGAGAGAAUUUCUUCUCUUCUUCUCUGAGUUUCUAAGGGAUGGCGUCCAAGAGAAUUUUGAAGGAACUCAAAGAUCUGCAGAAGGAUCCUCCUACUUCUUGUAGCGCUGGCCCCGUGGGUGAAGAUAUGUUCCAUUGGCAAGCAACCAUCAUGGGUCCUCCAGACAGUCCUUAUGCUGGGGGUGUUUUCCUUGUUACCAUUCACUUCCCCCCAGACUAUCCAUUCAAACCCCCAAAGGUAGCCUUUAGGACAAAGGUUUUUCACCCGAACAUCAACAGCAAUGGAAGCAUAUGCCUUGACAUUUUGAAGGAGCAAUGGAGUCCUGCGCUCACAAUUUCAAAGGUCUUGCUCUCCAUCUGCUCACUGUUGACAGAUCCGAAUCCCGAUGAUCCCCUUGUCCCUGAGAUUGCUCACAUGUACAAGACCGAUAGGGCAAAAUAUGAGAGCACCGCAAGGAGCUGGACUCAGAAGUAUGCUAUGGGCUAAAGACGUAUCAUGUCAGUUGGAAGGGAUAGGAGGCAGCAUUGGCUUCUAAGCUUGUGAUCGUUGUGUUCUUCCUAAGUAUUUCAUUAUGUCGCAAAAAGAGAACUUAUAUGUGCCCUUUAUGUUUGUAUGGACAAAACUAAAUCUUCAAGCUGUGAAAUAUGACUGAUUUGGCCCUUAUUAGCCCUAAUUUCUCUCGAUAUCCUUGAUUCGGAUAUUGAGUUAUCAA